ACACAGGUCUUUAAAACGUAAUUUAACUAACAGAGGUGUUAUUAGAUCUACGUGAGUAUUCGUGAACACACUCACGCUACUAUAGAAGUAAUUGCUACAGAACAACCAAUUAUUAAUAAUUAUCUGUGUGUAUGUUUGUCCUUCAUAGAACCUGUAUCGGGCACGUUUUUCCAAUUCCGCUAACGACCAUUUGCCAUUUGUCACCAUGUUCUCCGGUAGAAUAUACUGGUUUACAAUCAAACAAAAAAAACACAAGCCGAUCAGAUCCAAACACCGCCUUGGACUACGACAGGAAACAUCCCCAAAGAGCAACGCAGUCGACCAAUCUAGCAGUUCCCCUGAAAUCCCAACCGAACGUCUGCAAGCACUCGAACUGAAGAGUCCCCGAGACUCACAUUCCGCAUCGGAGUCCAAUAUCCCCACAAAAGAGCACGCUUUGAAAAUUGAACAAUUUCCGAACUGGAAUAAGAGUCAAAUUCCCGUAGCAAUACAUAAGACCGGUACAGACACUUCAGGAGACAUGCAAGCGAAUACCUUAAGAGACCUGAAGAGAUGCAAACCAUGUAAGGAUCACGAUGUCGAAGGACUGCAAGAUUGGAAGCCAGAAGUUAUCGGAAAAAACGCGGUUCGAACGAAUAUUACAAAGAAAUUGAGAGCACGUGAGUAUUUUUUCAACCUUUAAAAGUCUUCAAGGAUAUUUCAGAAACCGUUAAACUUACUGAAAAUUCUAAAAAUCAGGUUCUCCAUUAGAUCAGGAUUUAGAAGAUUCAUUGCCUCGACAAAUCAGGGAAAUACAUAAUGAGACUAGAAAAAGUUCUCGGAUAAUUAGAGACUCAAGGGCGAGACUGCUCGAGAUUCAGAAG
Messenger RNA from Bombyx mandarina (wild silkworm), 863 nucleotides. RefSeq lists its product as uncharacterized. NCBI's taxonomy places the organism in Eukaryota, Metazoa, Arthropoda, Insecta, Lepidoptera, Bombycidae. The record is from RefSeq and is a predicted model, not a curated record. Gene Ontology annotation, cellular component: centrosome. Gene Ontology annotation, biological process: regulation of cilium assembly.